CUGGGGCUUGAAGAAAUUAGCUCUUCGGCAAAAGUCUUGGUCUGUGAGCGGCGCUUGCAAGCUUAGUAAGCAUGGCUUCUAAUACAAGUGUUCUGAUGCGUCUGGUGGCUUCAGCAUGUUCGGUUGCUAACAAAGCAGGAACAAUUGUCAGGAAAGUGAUGGCUGGUGGAGACUUGGGCAUAGUGGAGAAGUGUGGAGCGAAUGACCUGCAGACUAAAGCAGACCGACUGGUACAGAUGAGUAUUUGUUCCUCCCUGGCACGGAAGUUCCCAAAGGUGGCAAUUAUUGGGGAAGAGGAUCUUCCUUCUGAAGAGGUAAAUGAAGAACUGCUUGAGGAUGGCCAGUGUGAAGAGAUACUGAAGAAAGCAUGUCCUCCUCAGUAUAAUGCCAUCAAAGAGGAAGAGCUUGUUGUAUGGGUUGACCCACUGGACGGAACCAAAGAAUACACUGAAGGUCUCCUUGAUCACGUAACCGUUCUUAUUGGAAUUGCUUAUGAAGGAAAAGCAAUAGCAGGAGUUAUCAACCAACCCUACUACAACUAUGAGGCAGGUGCAGAUGCAGCCCUGGGCCGGACAAUCUGGGGAGUUCUGGGGUUGGGUGCCUUUGGAUUUCAGCUGAAAGAGGUGCCCGCUGGGAAACAUAUCAUCACCACUACACGGUCACACAGCAGCAAACUGGUCAAUGACUGCAUUAGUGCUAUGAACCCCGAUACUGUGGUGAGAGUUGGAGGGGCAGGAAAUAAGAUCAUUCAACUUGUAGAAGGCAAAGCUUCUGCUUAUGUAUUUGCUAGCCCUGGGUGUAAGAAAUGGGAUACUUGUGCCCCAGAAGCUAUUUUGCAUGCAGUGGGAGGCAAGCUUACUGAUAUUCAUGGGAAUUUCUUUAAUUAUAAUAAAGAGGUCAAGCACAUGAAUUCAGGAGGUGUCCUCGCAACCUUGAGAAAUCAUGACUAUUAUGCUACUAGAGUUCCUGAGGCAGUUAAACAAGCCCUUGUGCCUUAAAAGAUGGAUGAUGUAUUCCACUUAGUUGGGAAGGGACUUCUAUAUUAAUCUUAGCUGGAAUCGGUUACUGCUUAUGGAACUGGAUUAACGUUUCCUUCUGCCAUAAUGCUUAGCAAUCUGUUUUUGUUUUGUUAUUAAUUGUUGUAGUAGUGGUUGAGAAUUUGACUUGAUUUUUGGAUGGAAUAAUAUAUUUUCUUUUUCUUAGCAUCCUUAAAAAAUAUACAUGUUUAAUAUGACAAUUCCAUAUACAUUCCUAUUGAACAGUUGGAUCCCAGACUAAUUCCAUUACCUUGUUAACUGAUUGAAACACACAAAAGCUAAUCACACCUCUGUUGCCUUUUGAUGGUACCAAAUACCCUUUGUAUGUAAACAUACAUAUUUUAACUUCUAUAU
This is a messenger RNA of Gekko japonicus, 1391 nucleotides long. RefSeq names its product 3'(2'), 5'-bisphosphate nucleotidase 1 (gene BPNT1). Bases 72 to 998 code for a protein of 308 amino acids. The record is from RefSeq and is a predicted model, not a curated record. Lineage: Eukaryota; Metazoa; Chordata; Lepidosauria; Squamata; Gekkonidae. Gene Ontology annotation, biological process: phosphatidylinositol phosphate biosynthetic process. The transcript has 9 exons. Gene Ontology annotation, molecular function: 3'(2'),5'-bisphosphate nucleotidase activity.